Umbelopsis ramanniana AG is the source of this 1287-nucleotide messenger RNA. RefSeq lists its product as uncharacterized. Bases 1 to 1287 code for a protein of 428 amino acids. The record is from RefSeq and is a predicted model, not a curated record. The transcript has 2 exons. Lineage: Eukaryota; Fungi; Mucoromycota; Umbelopsidomycetes; Umbelopsidales; Umbelopsidaceae.
AUGACACAGCAGACAUCCAAUCCGUCUCAAUCCAUGCCACUUAAUCCUGUGCUCAUGGGGUACCCUACCAACGGGUCUUCUCAAUACCAAGCCAAUUACAACUAUAAUUCGGCAGCUGCCUAUUACCAUGCCCAGCAACAACAGCAACAAGUAGCGCAAUCUCCAUCCCAGCACCAUCAAGCAGCGGUCAUGAGUGCUGCCGCUGCUGCCAUGUUCAACGACAAUGACCAAUACCCUACUUAUGAGGAUUUUCAAUGUAUUGUACAAGAGUAUCUCGAUAAUUUGAGCCCAAAGAAGAGAGACAAGGCUUUAGUAGACCAACACCGCUAUACAUUAAUCUUGCAAGUACUCAAGGAUCCCCGCAAUACGGCCAUCUCAACUGCGCAAUUCCGAUUUUGGGUUAAGAAAAUGUUUCAACUUGCCCCUACCGACACACUCGAUAUUGUUUGUCACGACAAUAAACCCGUGGCAAUGCGAGAACAGAUAUAUGAAAUACUGGUUAGAGCUCAUAGAGAAGCACAUCAUGGCGGCCGAGACAAAACGUCUGCUUUGGUACGCCGUCGGUAUUCAUGGAUACCCAAAGAAUUGAUUGCGCGCUUUGUACGGAAUUGUCCAUUCUGUAUAUCGAGGCGAAAUAGCAGCCAAAGCCCAAGCAUCGGUGCCCCCAAGACGCCCAGUCCUACCAGCAGUUAUCCUGAAAACAAUGGUGUUCCAUCCUAUGUCUACGAUGGAUCCCAAACGUCUCAUUUCUUACGAACGCCGUUUGAAGACGAUGAUUUAUCUUACAAAACCUUGACUCCUGAAAUGGAUUUUGAUUAUGUGCCUACUGGACCUCAGUCCAACACUUCAUCCGUCGUCGUAGCCGCCGCCGCGGCAGCAGCAGCGGCAGCAGCGAAUUGCCAUGGUCCAGCAUCCCCUUCGCAACACUAUAUUCCCGACCCAUUCGGGAACACCAACUACUAUUAUGCAUCUCAGCAACCGCCAUCGCAUCAAGCGUUUGCUGCUCAACGUCAUGCUCAAGCUUCAUCACAGCAGCAGGAUCACAAUGACCAGCAACGUAACAACCUGGCCUAUGCUAUGGUAGAAAUGGGUAUGCAUCCAUUUGCUUCGUCGGAAAACUAUGGUUAUCAGCAGCCCUAUGGUAAUCCUUACACCGAUAUAUUGGGCAUGACGAGGGUCCCACCCCAGGAUGAAUGCUUUCAAGACCUCUCCAGUGUGGGUCGUCCAGCAUCAGCUACGGCUGUAGCGGGAGUUGACCUCCUGUCACACCACCGGUUAUUCCAGUAA